Leopardus geoffroyi (Geoffroy's cat) is the source of this 5789-nucleotide messenger RNA. It is a transcript of the gene HOXA3, whose product is annotated as homeobox A3. Gene Ontology annotation, cellular component: nucleus. The record is from RefSeq and is a predicted model, not a curated record. The transcript is spliced from 3 exons. Gene Ontology annotation, biological process: regulation of transcription by RNA polymerase II. Gene Ontology annotation, molecular function: DNA-binding transcription factor activity, RNA polymerase II-specific; RNA polymerase II cis-regulatory region sequence-specific DNA binding. Bases 3518 to 4843 code for a protein of 441 amino acids. NCBI's taxonomy places the organism in Eukaryota, Metazoa, Chordata, Mammalia, Carnivora, Felidae.
GUCUCUGCGUUUUCUUUUCCUACUGGAAACAAGGGAAGACUCUUUAAAAUUCUUUCCAAGUUCUGGCUUAAUUUGUUCUCUUAGUUUGGGAUGCAGGGAGGUAAUUACUGUGGUUUAUUACCUUGUAAAAGAUCCAUAAAUUUUGUGCCUGUUUGGGGGAGGGGCUGUUGGAAUAGCUUUCAGAAGCUUGGUAUGAAGGAAUGGGUUUGCUUUGUUCUUUCAGGAGUUAUUUAUUUUAAAAAGUUUUCUGAGUUUUUGUUUUCUAUUCCGCGGGCCUCAGUCUUCCCUAAAAUUUGCUCCCCAAAUAGAUGUCAGGUUGUUAAUUAAGUGCAACAUGCUAUUCAGUGAUGCUGUAAGGCUGAUAUGUUGUUCUGGAUACAAUUAUUAUCUUAUCAGAUAGAACGUAAACAGGGGAACAGUAAACCUGGGUUACUUUCUCAGCUUCUGUAUGUCUAUUUAUAUCAAGUAUAGGUUGAGUAUUUUAGGAAUUUGCAACUCACUGUGUACAUAUGAUUUGAAUCUCUGCACACAACAGAAUCACUGCAUGUGUACAUAGUCACAGGAGUUGGAGACCAUGUGUAUAAAAUGAUAUACACAUCCAUAUGUGUCCAGAGAACUUGGAGCCCAUUUGUACUGCAGUUGCACCCACAGGAAAUAUCUCAUGUUAAAUAAUGAUAUAUAACCUACACACACACACACACACACACACACACACACGCACACGCACACACACACAGACAAAAGUGGGCUAAGCAGGCCUUACCAGACACUAAGAAAAACCAUUAGAGCUAACUAAAGGGAGAAAAAUGUUAAGUGUAUUUUUGACAGAGAAAUCAGAUUGCAGUGUUUGGAUACAGAUAUAUCUAAUCUGCCAACAGCCUUGCAAAUAUUGACUAAAGCCCUGUAUCCAUGCUCACCUGCUCCUUCCAAGACAACUUUUGGCUCUGGUGAAAUGGAUUCAGGGCAUGUGUCCCCAGCCCUGGCCAGGUUGGGGGCUGGAGUGGAAGGGGGGACCGGCAGCUAGAUUUUCCCGGCUGGGCUUCGAUACUUGAGUAUCUCUAUUCUUGUUCUCUGGAAAUGAACUUUAAAAGGUCCAUAGCCUUGUUCAAGGAGAGUGGAUUUCAGAGUGGUGAGGGAGGACUCUCAGCUGCUGGUUCCCUGGUGGCCUGCCCAGACCAAGGUCUCUCUUAGGAAAGCCAUUUUCACCUCAAAAGUUAAAUUUCUCUUGACUUCCUCAGAUUUUUUCCUCCACAUCCCACCAAAUCACCCCAUUCCAACCCAAGUCGUUAAUGUUAAUUGUUAAACAGCAGUUGGAGCAUUAACUGGGCUGUUAAUAGCGGCAGUGGAGGCUCCUGGCUAGAGCCGAGAUGCCGCUGGGCCUUCCUGGCGUUAAGGCAUUUCUCUGAAGCAGUACCAAAUACUUCUCUCAUUGAUUUAUGGCCUCGGAGUUACGAUUUGCUCCAGACUGUUCUGAGAGUUCUGAAGGGGGCCCCUUCUCAUCUUUGAGUUGAAGUCUCUGCAGAAACUUUGGUUGGGGGAGAUGGGAGUUUGCCAGCAAUUUGGCAAUACUUCCAGGUCCUUUCUAGGCUACCUGGAGAGUUCGGUGUGAAAUAUUUGGCACAGGCAGGGUGGGGGGACUGCAUAAGGGGAGCAGAGGACAAUGUGUUAGUUGUGUGAGUCCUUGGGGGACUGCAGAGUGCUUUUUGGGAAACCAGCCUUUGGUUCUAUCCCCCACACCCCAUACCUGAGAGAAGUAGGUUUGCACUUUGGGUUCUCACUUUCCAGCUUGUGGCUUAGGUCAGAGUUGGGUCAGUUCACAGAGAGGUUCUCUCCCAGCUCCACCACAGACAGAACUUUGUUGGAAUACUGCCACCAGCGUAGGCCAGGGCUCACUUCCAAAGGAUUAGGUCUCCUCCUCUUUUAUUGCCCUUCUGAUUUGGACACCCCCGUGACCAGGCCCCCUUACUGAGGGCCUUACAUUCUCACUAGGCCCCUGCAGGGCAGGAGAGGAGGAGGAGGAAUCCUGUAGCUGCUAUAAGUGAGUCCUCACUCUUAGAGAGGCCUAGCCAGCUGAAGAUCCACUCUAAAGAAAGAAAAGAAUAAGGCACCAGGAGCCCACCACUUCAGAAACUAAGAAGUUCAGAAACUAAGACCUGAAAAGAGAAACUUUUAAGGCAGGUCCUGAGAGGGUGAAGUGUUACAAUCAGUAGACAGUAUCACCAAGCAGAAGUCAGGAGUAGAAGCAGGGCAGGGCCGGGGGGUGGGGGUGGGGGGUUGGUUCAGCUCGGUUGCUCCAGAGCAGAGUUGGUCCUGUUCAUUUUCUGCUGGUGGACAGACUUGUCUUAGGGGAGGGUGGACAGACCCAUCUGCAAAAGGGUCCCAGGUUACCUUGUAGGUUAAUUCAAGGGAUGCCAGCAAAGAUUGGUUGUAUAUAUAGUUUUUCUCUUACAGAGUCAAUUAGAUCAUUUCCCCUUACAUUUUCCAUUGUUAGAAGCCUAUAAUUUCAUGUAUCGCUCAGCUGUGCACUGAGGAAGUACGCAAGUGUAGGUUUAGCCAGGGCACUGAGUCCCUCCAGAUUUUGCAAAACCCUGGCCCACCACUCUAGAGGCAAGCACCUCUUCCCUAGAGGGCUCUCAUUGAACAAAAUCAACUUAGCCUUUUGUCAGGUAAUUUGGGGCCUUUUGGCGUGGGUGGUAGCAAACUCCAUACAAUGGCAGGCCAUGAGGGAGUCCACUGACUAAGCCAGUCAUUACUGGGUUUUCUUCUGGAAACAGGGCCCGGGCCUUGCCUUUUGACGUACUGGCUAGCAGGCCAGAGGAGACUGGCGUGCUUGGGUGUGCAGGCUUCAGCUUGUCUGCGUGUGGAAGACUGUACAGAAAGUUACAUGGACUCUGAGAAUGGGGACAGCAUUGCUGUUUGGAUCAUUUGUAAAGAAAUAUAAGUGGAGAUAAGUGGCCCAGUGUGGCACAUGUGGGGGGGGGGGCCAGCGUCCUACUGCCCUAGAUGAAACUCUUCCCCACUGCUGGGCAAGGUUCCCCACUUCCCCUCCCCCAAAGCUGAAUGUUCUGCUUGGAAACCUAGUCCCUUCAGUGAUUUCCUAUUUCAAAUAAAAGGAUUUAAGUUGACGUAUGACCACGUGAGCACAUAAUACAGCGCAUUAUUGUGGCAUUUGGAGCGGAGACCCGGGCGGGCUUCGCCUGUGAUUACGUUUUCUAGAUUCUCUACAGAGCGAGAGCUUUUUCCCCCCACCCCCACGCACCCACCUCCUCCUUCUCCUUCCCCUUCUCCGGAGAGCGCUCUCCUAGCGGGUUGCAGUUUUCAGCGCUCAUGGAGCGGUUCUGGGCGAGCUAGCCGAUGGGACUCGAGGCCACACCAGGAGGAUGGAAUUUAUUUUAAGGUCUGCGCGGGGCAGUCAUUGGCGGCGGAGUAUCACGUGACCGCGGGGGCGUGCCAAUGUGCGCCCUCAAGGGUGUCAAGCCCCUGUCAGAGUGUGCGAUCAAGAUUGUGAGACAACGCGAUGCAAAAAGCGACCUACUACGACAGUUCGGCGAUCUACGGUGGCUACCCCUACCAGGCAGCCAACGGGUUCGCUUAUAAUGCCAAUCAGCAGCCGUAUCCGGCGUCCUCGGCACUGGGCACUGAUGGCGAGUACCACCGACCUGCCUGUUCACUCCAGUCGCCCGCCAGUGCCGGGGGCCACCCCAAGGCGCACGAGCUGAGCGAGGCGUGUCUGCGCACCCUGAGUGGCCCGCCCAGCCAACCCCCAGUCCUCGGCGAGCCCCCCCUGGCCCCGCCGCCCCCCCAGGCCGCGCCCCCCGCUCCACAGCAGCCUCAACCCCCGCCACAGCCCCCAGCACCCGCUCCUGCCGCGCCCCCGCCCCCCUCUUCAGUUUCCCCACCUCAGAAUGCCAGCAGCAACCCCACGCCUGCCAGCGCAGCCAAGAGCCCCCUACUCAACUCACCCACCGUGGCCAAACAAAUCUUCCCCUGGAUGAAAGAGUCUCGGCAAAACACAAAGCAGAAAACCAGUGGCUCCAGCUCAGGGGAGAGCUGCGCUGGCGACAAGAGUCCGCCCGGGCAGGCGUCGUCCAAACGGGCGCGCACCGCCUACACGAGCGCGCAGCUGGUGGAGCUGGAGAAGGAAUUCCACUUCAACCGCUACCUGUGCCGGCCGCGCCGGGUAGAGAUGGCCAACCUGCUGAACCUCACAGAGCGCCAGAUCAAGAUCUGGUUCCAGAAUCGCCGCAUGAAGUACAAGAAGGAUCAGAAGGGCAAGGGCAUGCUGACGUCAUCAGGGGGCCAGUCCCCAAGUCGUAGCCCGGUGCCCCCCGGCGCGGGCGGCUAUCUGAACUCUAUGCAUUCGCUGGUCAACAGCGUCCCAUACGAGCCCCAGUCGCCCCCGCCUUUCUCCAAGCCUCCCCAGGGUGCCUAUGGGCUGCCCCCCGCCUCCUACCCCGCACCCCUGCCAAGCUGCGCGCCCCCACCGCCCCCACAGAAGCGCUACACCGCGGCGGGGGCAGGGGGCACACCCGACUAUGACCCGCACGCUCAUGGCCUGCAGGGCAACGGCAGCUAUGGGACCCCACACUUACAGGGAAGCCCCGUCUUCGUGGGGGGCAGCUAUGUGGAGCCCAUGAGCAACUCUGGGCCUGCCCUCUUUGGCCUAACUCACCUCCCCCACGCCGCCUCGGCAGCCAUGGACUACGGGGGUGCUGGGCCACUGGGCAGCGGCCACCAUCACGGGCCCGGGCCAGGGGAGCCGCACCCCACCUACACGGACCUUACCGCCCACCAUCCUUCUCAGGGAAGAAUUCAGGAAGCCCCCAAGCUCACCCACCUGUGAUGGUGGGCUCGGGGCUGCGCGCCAGGAGAGUCCCCCCCCCCCCCCGCCCCCACCUUUCUUCGUCGUUUCCCUGUUUUGUUUUGUUUUAAGAUUCUUCCUGUCCUCUCUUUUCUGUUCUCCGCCCCUUCUACCUUCCCCUCCCCCUCGUUUUGUUUUCUUUGGUAACGCGUUUUUAUAGUUUAUGUGACGUAGCAAUCUUGGUUGCUGGAAUGGCUGUCAGUAUCAGUAGCGAUGUUUAUCUCCUCCUACCCCCUCGCUCGGCCGCUGGCCCUGCACCCUUUACUUUCUCUACUCUUUGAUCAGAAACAGGGUAUAUGAACAAAUUUUCUAGCCGAGUUCUUCAAUGUGAAUUUGUUCGUACAUUAUGGCUCCCGAGGGGAAGCAAUUACUUUUUUUUUUUUUAACUUUUAGAUUUUUUUUUUAAAUUGCACUUCUUGUAAAGAGCGAGAAAAAAAUCAAAGGCGCUUUGAAACAGGGGCUCCCUGUGCAAGGACGACUAAGUGUACGUCUUUCCGUGUGUGUAUGCUGGUGAACAGUCAGAUUUAUUUAUAUUUUUUUUGCAAGCAUUGAAUAAUCUAAGUUUUAAAUAUUAUUUAUCCCCAUCCGUUCGUAUUUAUAUUAAAGAAAUUCUGUACCCUGAUUGUUCAGAAGGUUUCUUGGGCCUUUUGUUCAAUAGUGUAUUGGCGUACAUAGAAAAAUUUUUUAUUUGAAAGGGAAAUAUAAUUCCUUUAUAAAAACGGUAAUGAUGCAAUAAUACCAGAGAGGAUCCAGCUUUUGAAAAGACUGAUUUACGUUUGUAACAUCCGGCCAAACUGAAAAAAAAAAAAAAAAACAAUCUGUAAACGUGAAAAAUGCUAGAUUUGUUUCGAGAGUUCUACAUUCCUUGCUGCUCACAUUCUGAGAAACUAAACAAAAAAAAAAUAAAUAAAGUUUUUAUUCUGAAUAA